AUGUCGCUACGAUUAUCGCCCAAAGGUGAAAAAGGGAAACUGAAAUGGACAAAGAGCUCGUGGCUACAGAGUGUCCGUCUACAGCUCCACGAUGCGUCAAGCGCCGGGUGGAGGCAACAGACGACGGCUCGGACUGCUAUCCAAAACCCCACCGAAGAUCGGGAUCGCCUCCGAAGGACCCUUUGGCCGGAUACAGAGCGAAACGACGGCGUUGGCAAGUUGGGUCCAUUGCCUGAGAGCGUUGCGAUCUGCUGUCAGCAAACGAGGAAUACAGGGAGCGUCUCAAGGGCAUCGGAGGGAGACGGAAGCGUCUUGGACGUUGGGGCUGAGCUGUCUCUUGGUGGGCAGAAAUUUAUCUCGGUGCCUGCGGUCGGAUGCCGGGAACAGCGAUCAAAUGUUCGAGACAAGUCUACGACACAGAGGGAUGGGAGGGAGCAGCAGGAUCCUGCCAAUGCCAAUGGGCCUCGAUCGAGAACGUCGCCAGGAAUUGCAGCAUCCAAUCCGCAUGCAGACUCGCCCAUGCCAAACCACGCUGGUGAUACCCUCCCAGCCUCCGCCUCACUGUUGAUCGAGUGUGGAUGGCAAGAUCUCCGCGCCCGGGCCACUGAUAUGCCUGGGGAGAUGCCCCCCCUCCCGCAAUCAUCUUGCCACCGCUGCGGUGCUGGCGAGAGGUUUUGCACGGGUCAGGCCAUCACGCCGAUUCCCCCGCCUUGUUAUCGGCAACCCGCAAACGACCAAGAUGUGCCAUGA
Messenger RNA from Trichoderma virens Gv29-8, 750 nucleotides. RefSeq lists its product as uncharacterized. The record is from RefSeq and is a predicted model, not a curated record. Bases 1 to 750 code for a protein of 249 amino acids. The transcript is spliced from 3 exons. Lineage: Eukaryota; Fungi; Ascomycota; Sordariomycetes; Hypocreales; Hypocreaceae.